GGAGAGAGAGGGGGAGAGAGAGACAGGGGACGGAUUGCUAAACAUCCAAGACAUAGAUUUCCAUGCUUCUAAUUUCUCUCACCUGAAUACGUCGGAUUCUCAGGUAAUGGGUCAUGUGGAUUCGCUCUCACCUCCUUCUGAGCUUCCUGAUAUUCAAAAGUGGUUUUCAAGCUAUGUGUACGAGUCUCCAGAGCUCAAUACAGGCAAUGGUUUUGAAGAUUGUGGGUAUUCUUUAGAACCUGACGGUAAGAAAGAUGGGUUUAAUGGAGAAGCGAGCAGCAAAGAGAGGGAAGAGAAUUUGGAAGAGAAUAAAAUAGUAGGGAAAAGGGAUGUAUUGGUGGAUGGUGAGAGUGUAGCUUCUAAUGGGUUUGUUCUGGGUUAUUCUCAGCCACUCUCACUAUCUUCUGAUUCAUCACAGCCUCCUGACAUUAAGAAUUGGUUCUCAAGCUACGUGUAUGAAUCUCCGGCACAAGAAUUAAGUAGUGAUUUCAUACUUUCUGAAUAUAAAGAAAGCAAAUUUGUCUCAAAGGACUACAAUGCUGGAAAGAGCAGCAACGGAAAAGAAGAGAAUUCCAGGGAAUCCAGAACUUGGAAAAACAAUGAAUUAAUCGUUGAUUGCAAAUUGCCUCCUAAUUGUGUUGCUAAGUGUAAUGACUCUUUUGAAGAUAACAAGUAUCAGCAUCAGAAUGUUAGCAAGAGCAAUCACGAGAUUGAUGGGACAAAAAGCUCUGUUGUCCUAAAUGUCUGGCCUUUCAAGACGAUUUCUGAAAAGAUCUUGGAAGGAGACACAGCAAAAAACAAUGAAGAUGCUUUGCCUAAAGAUGUUAAAAAAUCAUGCUCAAAUGAUCAAGGUUUUACUGGAGAGCUGGAAAGGAAGUUCUUCCAAGAAGCCAGUGACAGAUCGUUGGAUGUCAACACAAGUAUAGGUCAUACUGGUAUAAAAGCUCCUGGAAGGUUAUUUCAUAGGAGUGAUCCCACAGAAAAGACUUCUAAAGCUGAAGCUCAAACAAGGGUUGGGAUUGCUGUACCUGAAAGUAAUUUGGAUUUCAUCGUAACACAUGCAGGUAGAAAACAAACUAGUAGGAGCAACGACAAGGAAAAUGAUGGAAAUGACUUUGCUGCAAGGGAUUUCAUUUCAACAAAAUCGAGUAGAAGUAGAAGAGUAAAUGAUGAAAAUUCUUUCAAAAGGCCAGCUGGUGAUCAAUCGGAAUCUUUAAGAACCAGGGUGAGACCAUCAUCAGCCAGUGACAAGGAUGCCAUCUUAAGGAGAAAGGUGUUAUCAGAAACAACAAACUUUCAACACUCAAAUGCCUCAGAAAGUACUGGAAAAUGGCGGUGUCCACAAAAGAGCAAGCCAAACCUUGGUCCUCCUUUAAAGCAGCUUAGACUUGAGCAAUGGGUUCAUAGGUCCUGAAAAUAUCAUCUGUUGAUAGACAAGCUCGGAUCUAUAAUAGCCAUGAGUUGUUUGUUUAUUGAUCCUGACAGAGAUAGACACUGCCCUGUGAAGCCUGUGCUUUGCUGCUCUUCAUAUGCUUGGCUUGGUAAUUGAUUUCACUGUUUGUCUAUUCAAAAUUGGCAGCAGCUGUAAGGCAAUGAAGUUUGCAUACAAUACUGCUACGGGUUCAAGUAUAAGUUUUUGAUAUGUCAGCCAAAUUGUUAUAUGCUAUAAUUGGGGAGUCUUCGGGUCAGC
Molecule: messenger RNA, 1690 nt
Organism: Ilex paraguariensis (yerba mate)
Lineage: Eukaryota; Viridiplantae; Streptophyta; Magnoliopsida; Aquifoliales; Aquifoliaceae
Source: the annotation of a GenBank genome assembly